AAACAAUACGAAGUAUAUCACUGUUCAAAACAAAAAGAGCAUUUAUAGACAGAGGCAUUAUGAUUUACUAUCUUUGCCGACCAAUCUACAUGUAGGCUUUAUGAUCAUAAGCUACAAAAUUUGAUAAUAACCCCUCUAACUAGUUCUUAAGUAAUCGAAUUAUUUUUGGUUUGUUAUUACCACCACACACAUAAUUAGACAUAAUUUAUACAUUAUUCUGUAAACUUUUUACUUUAAAAAAUAUUCCCAAAGAACCCAAAAAGUGCUUAAACUUUUGAGUCUACUAUUCUUCUACACACUAAGUGUACUUUACUACCUCAAUAAUUCACUAUACAUAAAUGCAUUAAAGUCUCCUACACAUCAUGUCAUGUCUAUAAUUCUUCCUCUUCUUAAUUCCACCAUUAUUCUCCAUUAACUUCAAACUCUACUAAAAUCCAUCCUUUAUUCUACUCCUACAUUAUUAUUCCUUCCACUAUGAUCACUUUCACCCCCUUCCAUUACUUCAUUACCUAUAUCAUUCUCUUCAUUUUCGCCGUCUUCUCACGUGCUAGUGACCUUCCUGGCACGUGGGAACUUCUUGUACACGACGUAGGCAUUGCUUCCAUGCACACCGCCGUCACCCACUUUGGCACGGUGGUUCUCCUUGACCGAACCAACAUCGGCCCCACCAAGCUUCUUCUACCUAAACAUCAUUGUCGUAAUGACUCAAACGACGCCGUUUUGAAGCAUGAUUGUUACGCUCAUUCUGCUCUCUUUGACCCUACAACCAACCAUAUCCGACCGUUGAUCAUCCAAACUGACACGUGGUGCUCAUCCGGGCAAUUCCUCCCUGAUGGAACCCUCCUUCAAACGGGUGGUGACAUGGACGGGUGGAAGAAGAUUCGUAAGUUUACGCCGUGUGAAACGACGGAGUUUUGUGACUGGGAGGAGCUAAACGACGUCGGUUUGUCCCAAGGAAGAUGGUAUUCUACUAAUCAAAUUUUACCUAAUGGUGAUGUUAUUAUUGUUGGGGGUAGAGUUGCCUUUUCAGUUGAGUUUUACCCUCCAAGGGAAAACGGUGCCGUUUUGUUUCCUUUUCUUGCUGACGUGGCAGAUAGGCAAGGAGAUAAUUUGUAUCCAUAUGUUCAUCUUCUACCAAAUGGGAAAUUAUUUAUUUUUGCUAAUACUAAAUCUGUUUUAUAUGAUUAUGAUAAAAAUUUAAUCUUGAAAAAAUAUCCGUCGUUGGAUGGUGGACCUAGGAACUACCCGUCUGCUGGAUCAUCGGUUAUGCUUGCAUUAGAAGGUGAUUACUCAACGGCUGUGAUUGUGGUUUGUGGUGGGGCCAAAUUUGGGGCCUACAUUACAUUGGAUGAUUCGGUUCCAGCUAUUGGUAGUUGUGGUCGGAUUGUAGCCACUUCAGAUGAUCCGGUUUGGGAGAUGGAGGUUAUGCCUUUUGCUAGGGUCAUGGGUGAUAUGGUCAUGUUACCAACUGGUGAAGUGUUGAUCAUAAAUGGUGCCCAAAGUGGGACCCAAGGUUUCGAUUUGGCGUCCAACCCAUGCUUGAACCCAGUCCUUUAUCGACCUGAUCAACCGGUGGGGUUAAGAUUUAUGGUGUUGAACCCAGGUACGAUUCCUCGGAUGUACCAUUCGACUGCUAAUUUAUUACCCGAUGGGCGAGUUUUACUAGCGGGUAGUAACCCGCAUUAUUUCUACAACUUCAAGGCAGAGUUCCCAACUGAACUACGUCUUGAGGCGUUCUCACCUGAGUACUUGAGUCCAGAUCGAGCUAAUCUACGGCCUGAAAUAAAAAGGUGGCCUAAAAGUUUAAAAUAUGGCCAAGAAUUUGAGGUAGAGAUAACAACUACCCUCCCUCUAGUGGCACCCAUUGAGAUUAAUUUGGGAAAUGCGCCAUUUGCUACACAUUCUUUCUCUCAAGGACAAAGGCUAGUAAAGUUGGAUGUAAAGCCCGCAACACCUAGCAAUAAUGGGUGUUAUAUAGUUAGUUGUGUGGCUCCACCUAAUGCAAUGGUGGCUCCACCAAGUUAUUAUAUGAUGUUUGCGGUGAAUCAAGGUGUACCAAGUAUCGCACAAUGGGUCCAAUUGGUGGUUUGAUGAUAUCAUAUGAUAUAUUAGGAGUGAACAAUUUCAAUUAUAUUACGGACAAUACGAAGUAAUUACCAACUUACCAUUUCAUUACGAAGACUCAAAGAAGUGUACAUGUAUAUAUACGUUUGCUUUUCUUUGGAAUUAAAAAAGAAAGGUAUUUUUAAGAUUGAUUUGUAAAAGUGUAAAUGUAACGCCAAAUUAGAUGUAGUAUUUAAGAUUUAAGACUCUCUCUAUAUUAUGCAACUAAUAGUUGGCUA
Molecule: messenger RNA, 2342 nt
Organism: Chenopodium quinoa (quinoa)
Lineage: Eukaryota; Viridiplantae; Streptophyta; Magnoliopsida; Caryophyllales; Amaranthaceae
Product: aldehyde oxidase GLOX-like
Exons: 1
Coding region: 475-2091 (538 amino acids)
Source: RefSeq, a predicted model, not a curated record